This is a messenger RNA of Pelagomonas calceolata, 1063 nucleotides long. NCBI's taxonomy places the organism in Eukaryota, Pelagophyceae, Pelagomonadales, Pelagomonadaceae. The record is from the annotation of a GenBank genome assembly.
GUCCCUCCCAUCAUCCGCGUCGUCGCCGAACGCGACCUGCUCCUGCAUCAUGUUGUGCCCCUGCAUGUCCAGCCGCCCAUUCAUCGCCUUGGCCAGCUCGCGGCCCGUGGCGCCGUACCGCUCCCCCAGUAUAGAAACGCGCUUCGCGGCGACGGCCUGGCGCACCUGCGAGUCCCGCGCGAAGAUGAGCCGCGUGCGCAUCCAAGAUGCUUCCGCUGGAUUGGUCAUCCAAUUGAUAUACCUAUCGGCGGCCUCGUCGCACGCCGCGACGGCGGCCUCGACGGCGUCGCGCGGAUACCGCGCCCGCAGCGCGAGCGGCCCGCCAACAGAGCCCGCGUCGUCGUCGCCGUACUGGCGUCUUCCCUCGACCACGAGCGUCGCCCACCGCGGCGUCACAGAUUCGGCGUCCACCAGCUUCGUGGCCCGCCAGGCCCGCGCCUCGGCCGAGAAGAAGAGCUCGUCAUAAUCAACGCGCAGAGCCUUCUGGGAGAAGCCCGCGCGCGACGUCGGCGCUGGGUACUCUCGCGCGUCCGUCGCCUCCACCGCGAGAUCGUAGCCAGCAUCGAGCCGCGGCCUGAAGUCGACCUCGACCUCUAUAUUCUCACCGUCGUCCUCGAGGGACGCGUAGAAGUGCGGCGCCUCGACGCUCGGGCCGUUCCAGGCCUCGAGCUCCCACGACGUCGACGUGCCGUCGAUGAUCGACGUGGCCGCGCACCAGGCGCAGUCCCGGUCCGUCGCCUCGAAGCUGACUACUGUCCCUUGAGCCCCGUCGCCGAGAUCGAUCACGUCUUCCUGCAGCGGCGUCGCGGGCUGCAGGGCGGUGUGCAGCUUGUGCAUGGUGGCACGCAUCGAUGCGCCGACGUCGAGCGCCGAUGCAUGGCUCGCGGCCAGCGCUAUUGCUAUUGCAAGCUGCAUGGCAAAAGGCUGCGUCUGCAGCGUCGAAGGCGUGCAAGUGUGCUGACACACGUCGCCGGCGUGAAGCUGUGGUCUUGAACAGCACGGGGCUAGUGCGUAACGGGUAUUUUAUGCAGCUAUGCAGCUCCAAUUGCCAAUUGCCCACGCC